AUGCACGCCCUCAGCUCACGCGCAGUACUACACUCCGGCCACGGCCAGGUCAAACGACUCCUCGCCGUCACCAGCUUCAGCUCGUUCUACACCGGAAUCAUCGCCACCCUCUGCUAUGAGACCAUCUACCCCCGGCUGGCUGCGAUCGCUGUGCCUACUCAGAGUGCCAUGGUGCGCGGUAUCUUCUCCUCUGGCGUUGACAAUUUCCUCCACGUCCCCUUUCUGUAUAUGCCCGUCUUCUACUUCUGGACCUGCAUUGCGCGCGGCGGCAGCCUCGAGGGCGCGAAAAGAGAUCUGGAGCGCAACUGGAGGGAGAGCGUCGUCUCAUGCUGGGCGAUCUGGAUACCGGCGCAGACGGCCAACUUCACCGUUGUGCCGGUGCGGUGGCGCGUGCGAGCGAUGAAUGCGGGGAACCUUGCCUGGAUCGGCUGGCUGGACGCCAUUGCACAAAGAGGGCACGGUGAGGUGUGA
Messenger RNA from Emiliania huxleyi CCMP1516, 471 nucleotides. RefSeq lists its product as hypothetical. Lineage: Eukaryota; Haptophyta; Isochrysidales; Noelaerhabdaceae. The record is from RefSeq and is a predicted model, not a curated record. The transcript has a single exon. The coding region runs from base 1 to 471 and encodes 156 amino acids. Gene Ontology annotation, cellular component: membrane; cytoplasm.